AUGGCGUUUACGGUUGGCAUUGAUCUUGGAACUACAUACUCAUGUGUUGCAGUUUGGAGACACAAUGGCGUAGAAAUCAUACUCAACGAACAGGGAAACAGAACUACACCUUCUUGUGUUGCUUUCACCGAUUUCGAACGCUUUAUUGGUGAUGCCGCCAAAAACCAGAUAGCCGUGAAUCCGAUCAAUACCGUUUUUGAUGCCAAGCGGUUUAUUGGAAGGAGAUACAGUGAUGAGACGGUGCAGGCUGACAAGAACUUGUAUCCUUUCAAGAUUGUGGAAGGACUUGGUGACAAGCCAAUGAUCUCGGUUACAUACAAAGGGGAAGAAAAGCGUUUUUCAGCAGAAGAAAUUUCAUCUAUGGUUCUUUCCAAGAUGAAGGAGAUAUCUUCGUCUUAUCUUGGCACAACUGUUGAAAAUGCAGUAAUUACAGUUCCAGCUUAUUUUAAUGAUUGGCAGCGCCAGGCAACAAAAGAUGCUGGCAUGGUUGCUGGGCUAAAUGUUUUACGCAUUAUUAAUGAGCCUACAGCAGCUGCAAUUGCAUAUGGUUUGGUGAACAAAGAUGAUAUAUCGACUCAGGAGAUAAAUGUUGUUAUCUUUGAUUUGGGUGGGGGUACAUUUGAUGUGUCUCUUGUAACUAUUUCCGAUGGUGUAUUUGAGGUCAAAGCCACGGCUGGUGACAGUCGUUUGGGUGGUGAGGACUUCGAUAAUGCACUAGUGACCCACUUUGUUGAGUUGUUCAAGAGGAAACACAAGAAGGACUUGAAUCAAAAUCCCAAGGCAUUAGGGAGAUUGAGGAUUGCUUGUGAGAGAGCAAAGAGGAUUCUUUCAUCAACUACUCGGACAUCUAUUAAUAUUGAUUGCUUGUAUGAUGCUCAUGAUUUUUCGAGCGUGAUCACUCGGGCGAAAUUUGAAGAGAUAAAUAUGAAUUUUUUCAAAAAGUGUGUAACAACUGCAGGUAAGUGUUUGAGUGAUGCAAACAUGGAUAAGAAGAAUGUCGAUAAAGUGGUUCUUGUUGGUGGCUCCACUAGGAUUCCUAAAAUACAACAAAUGUUGCAAGAUUUCUUUGAUGGGGUCGAGCUAUGCAAGAGCAUCAAUGCGGAUGAAGCUGUUGCGUAUGGUGCAGCUGUUCUUGGAGCCAAGUUGAGUGGCGAGGGUGACGAAACAGUGCUAGAUCUGCAGUUGUUGGAUGUGACUCCUCUCUCACUUGGUAUUCAAACGCGUGGUAAAAUCAUGACUGUUCUGAUUCCAAGGAACACUCCAAUACCCACAAAGAUAGAAAAGGUUUUUUCAACCUCAUCCGACAACCAAACUUCUGUUUUGGUUCGAGUAUAUCAGGGUGAGAGGACAAGGUGUAAGGACAACUGUUUACUUGGUCAGUUUAAGCUUUGUGACAUACCAAUGGCUCCAAAGUUUAAAUCCCUCGUUAAUGUUUGCUUUGACAUUGAUGCCAAUGGUAUCUUGAGCGUGUCAGCUCGUGAAAUGGCAAGUGGUCAGAGUAACAAGAUUGCAAUCAUCAAUGAUAGAAGUUUGUCAAAAGAGGAAAUUGAAAAGAUGGUGAAAGAUGCUGAGAAAUUUCGAGUUGAAGACCAAGAGCAUGCAAAGAAGGUAGAUGCCUACAUUGGUUUGCAGCAAUAUGCUUACUGCAUGAAAAACAAAAUCAAGGGUCCAUCGGUGAUUUCUAGGCUGCAGUAUCAAGACUUGAAGAAAUUGGAGAGUUCGAUUGACCUGGCUAUUAUUUGGCUUGAUGCAAAUCCUGAUGCUGAGUUCCUAGAGCUUGUAAAGCUGAAAGAUCUUUUGGAAACUGUAUUCAACCCCUUCAUUGGUCAGUUAUAUGAGUAG
Molecule: messenger RNA, 1842 nt
Organism: Cynara cardunculus var. scolymus (artichoke)
Lineage: Eukaryota; Viridiplantae; Streptophyta; Magnoliopsida; Asterales; Asteraceae
Product: probable mediator of RNA polymerase II transcription subunit 37c
Exons: 3
Coding region: 1-1842 (613 amino acids)
Biological process (GO): cellular response to unfolded protein; protein refolding
Cellular component (GO): cytoplasm
Molecular function (GO): ATP hydrolysis activity; ATP-dependent protein folding chaperone; ATP binding
Source: RefSeq, a predicted model, not a curated record